AAAGCAGAUGUGAAGUCUCUCAUGGCGAAGUUUAACACCGUGGCCACCCCAACGGAGGACAUCCCCAUAGUGCCCAUCCGGCCCUUGAAGAUCCCAAGGCAAAACUCUCCCUCUGGAGCCGUGGCUAAAAAGAACUUAUUCAGCGCCCAGGGGGAACCCUGUGCCCCUGGAGGACUGAGCAGUGCACCCAAGACUGUGUCUCCCAAGCCCCCUUUGGGGGUGAAGCCUUCAGAGGACAAGCCUGACAGGGAGGCCAAGCCCCCGUUACUCAAGCCCACCGGAGUAGGCCAAAGAUUUGCAGCCCAGGCCAACACGGCCACUAGAGACGCCGAGGCAAAACCUGGAUUUCCAAAGUCAACCCCCAAGCCCAUCCACCUGCCCAAAGAAGAUUACAAACCUGGGUUCCCUCCACCUCCUGGGAACAAGCCUUCAUUUCCUGGGUCCAGCCAAAACCAUGACCUGCCGCCACCAGGCCCGAAGCCCAGGUCCAACACUUUUGCCCAAGAGAAUGAACAGAGAGCGGGAUUCCCCAAGGCCAGCGGGGUCAAGAGCAGGUUCAUGUCAGCCUCCCAGGAGCAGGACGCCAAGCCUCUCUUCCCCAAGCCCGUCUUCCCGAGAGCAUCCGUGAAUCCUGAACACUCCCAUGAAGAGGAGACCCCCACAAAGAAAGGGUUCCCCAGCCCAGCAGCAGCCAAGUUAAAAGCAGGCCCGGGCAAGUCAGCCCAGGAUGAGCUGGGAAAUAAAGACCAUGGAGGCGAGGUGGCCAGUCCACAUUUUCCUGGAGUAGUUUUGAGGCCGGCUGGAAGCAGAGGGCUCCCCAAGAAUGCUGAGGAGAAAAAGGAAGAGGGGAAGGUGGAUGCCGCUAAGAACAUCUUCCUGAACAAGAUAAACCAGGAGGAGUCGGCCUCAGGGACGCCUCCCACCAAAUUCCCUAAGACGCCUUCCAAGCUGGUCAUAGGAGGGCCCUGGGCCCAAGGCCAAGAAAAGGACAAGGGUGACAAGAGCCCGGGCACCCCAAAACAGAAGCCCCUGCCUGCCUUGUUCACCUUGGGCCCACCUCCACCAAAACCUAACAGACCCCCACAUGUGGACCUGACAAGGUUCCUAAAAGCUGCUUCUGCAAACAGUACUGGCAAAGCCCAAGCAUCUGACUCAACAGCUCCCGCACCACCACCUCCAGCAACCCAUCCGUCCUCUCAGCCACCAUUACCAGCAUCUCACCCAGCGCAGUCAUCAGUCCCAAGUCUACCUCCAAGAAACAUGAAACCUCCCUUAGACCUAAAAAGUCCUGUAAAUGAAGAAAAUCAAGAUGCUGUCAUGCACUCAGAUGGUGCUGGAAAUAUAGAUGAGGAAGAAAGUGAAGGAGAAACCUAUGAAGACAUAGAAGCAACCAAAGAACGAGAGAAGAAAAGAGAGAAGGAGGAAAAGAAGAGACUAGAACUGGAGAAAAAGGAACAGAAAGAGAGAGAAAAGAAAGAACAAGAGAUUAGGAAGAAGUUUAAACUAACAGGCCCUAUUCAAGUCAUCCAUCAUGCUAAAGCUUGCUGUGAUGUCAAAGGAGGAAAGAAUGAAUUGAGCUUCAAGCAAGGGGAGCAAAUUGAAAUUAUCCGCAUCACAGACAACCCUGAAGGGAAAUGGUUGGGCAGAACAGCAAGGGGGUCAUAUGGCUAUAUUAAAACAACUGCUGUAGAGAUUGAUUAUGAUUCUUUGAAACGGAAAAAGACCUCUUUUGGUGCCCUUUCACCCAGACCUGCAGAGGAUGACCAGGAACUCUAUGAUGAUGUUGUAGAGCAGGACACCACCAACAGCCACAGUCAUAGUGGAAGUGGAGGGAUAUUCCCCCCACCUCCAGACGAUGAUAUUUAUGAUGGAAUAGAAGAGGAAGAAGCCAAUGAUGGCGCCAUGCAACAAGCUGAAGAGAAGAGUAACACCUGGUCCUGGGGAAUUUUGAAGAUGUUAAAGGGAAAAGAUGAGAAAAAGAAAAGUAUACGGGUGAAACCUAAAGAGUCUGAGUCAGACAAUAAUGAAGGUUCAUCUUUUCCUUCUCCUCCAAAACAAUUGGGAGAUGAAGUCUAUGAUGACGUGGAUGCCACUGACUUUCCUGCUCCUCCUUUAGAAGUGAGUCAAGAAGUCAAAGCUAAGACACAAGAAAAGGACCUUAAGAAGUUAAGAAAGCAAGAAAAAGAAGAAAAGGAAUUCAGGAAAAAAUUUAAAUAUGAUGGUGAAAUUCGGGUCCUCUAUUCAACCAGAGUUGCCUCUUCCUUUACAUCUAAAAAAUGGGGGAAUAGAGAUCUACAGGUAAAGCCUGGGGAAGCUCUGGAAGUUAUACAAAGUACAGACGAUACAAAAGUUCUCUGCAGGAAUGAAGAUGGAAAAUAUGGUUAUGUCCUUCGUAGUUACUUGGUGGACAAUGAUGGAGAGAUCUACGAUGAUAUUGCUGAUGGUUGCAUCUAUGACAAUGACUAGCUAUCAGCUUUGAUUAUUCUGCUAUGUUCAUUUAAUGUCAAUAUGAUGUCCAAAUUUUAAUUGACAACUGUCACUGUCACUGUCCUCGCAUUGUUCAUCGAUUUGCUCGAGCAGACCCAGUAACAUCUCCAUUGACAACAUAGAAAUAAAUAUACAAAACUACUCAUUACCAUAAAUUACAAAAAUUUAUUAUCUUCAUCAAAUUUUAAAAAUUUUCAAGUUUAAAACACUUCCAAAUUUUUAGAAGAUGGUCUCUUCCUUAAUGAACAUCUCAAGAACUGCAUCAGUGAGUAUAAGAAUUAUUUAAUAUCCCAUUUUGGUUUCACCCACAAUUAAGAAGGUGCUUCUUUUAGAUCAUCAAUAAAUAAUUCCAGCUUUCUAAAAAAAUUCAUUUAAGAAGAAAUAGAAGAAGAAGAAGAAGAAGAAGAAGAAGAAGAAGAAGAAGAAGAAGAAGAAGAAGAAGAAAGAAAUUUUAAUACAAUUCCCCCAAAGCUGUUUUUGCACUUCUGAUUAUGAUAGUAUUAUAUUAUCUAUCUAAUUAUCUCUGUUCAAAAAAGCAGAAAUAUCUUCUCUUCUGUUGGUGGACUAAAUAUUUUUGAAAAUUAUUGUAGUAGCAGAGCAUUUUUAUAAAGUUUUACCCUAUAAAUAUGUGAAUUUGUGAAUAUGUGAGUAUGUAUUUGAUAUGAAAGCAUACAUUUAUUAACACCUGAAAUUAAAACUGUAGGGGUCAUUUUGAAGAUUCAUUUUGUGAAUUCUUACUAACAGUUUAAAUCCGUACUCUGCUUAAAGUCCUAUUGUAAUUAGAUUAGAUACCAAGGAAGACAAUCUUAAAAUUGUGAAGAAUAUAGCAUAUUCUUGGAAAUUAACUAGUCUUUUGCUGCACUCUCUUUACUAUGAAGACUCUUAAGUACUUGUUUUUAUUUUUAAUUAAUGCUAAACAGCUUUUUAUUUUUUGCUACUUUAUUAGGUAGUUGGCCAGUAGCAGGAAUAAAAAAUUUAAAACCCCUAAUAUUGGAGUUUCUUAAAACCCCUCACAUAUUGAUCUAUAUCCACUCUCUAUUAAUACAUACUCAUUCCUAAAACAACCCCCAAAAUGAAAUCUGAAACAUUGGAUUCCAAAUGCUAAAAACACUUAAACACCAUAAUACAAAAUUCAGAACUGCAUUCACCCAAGAAAAUGCCAUAGUAGACAACUUUUUCACACUUUCAAAAUAACACUGGUUUUGAAACCAGUGAACCAUGAUGUGACAUUUGAGUAAAUCACUUACCCUUUCAGUUUUUUCAUUUAUAAAUUAUGAGAUUAAACUGUUUUUCACUGCCAAUUAUCUACACUUCUGUAAUUCUUUCCUAUUCUAGUCCCAUGUGUCAGAAAUUUCAAAAUUUUCUAAUAAGUAAUGAUUAUGCAUUGGUCAUGUUUUAAUAUUGCUAUGACCUAUUUAAGUUUCUGAAGAAUAAAUCCCACUGAAUUUUUUAAAAGUUCAAAUAAUUGUAAAGAAACUCAAAUUUUUCACAUGUGAAAAGCAAAAUUUCUAUGAGGUAGGUGUGUGAAAAUUUGGAAAGAUCAUCAAUUUCCGCUGUUCAAUAAUUUAUAGAUUCAAGGAUUCUGAGACCCCAGAUCAAAAGUCACUAAUCUUAAACUAUUAAUCUUUAAUUAUGAAAUAUGUCGAUGUCAGAUUUCUGAUAGGGUAAGCCAAUAUGUACUCAUAUGAUGAAUCUACAUAAUAUUCCAUUAAAUGAUGCUGUUCAGAGUGGUUAAAAAUUGCCAAUAUAUUUAACAUACUGACAAUUUAUUUCCAACAAUUUGUUAAAUUGAGAAUGGCAUAAAGCUAAUACAAUGUCAGUCUUUUAUAGUCCAAAUUAAAUCAAGAGAAUAUUUUGAAAUUAGGGUUUAUCACCAAGAAAGGGGUACACAAAUGCGUAUGAAAUAUUUAUGUAGUAAUCAUCCUAAAAUAAAGAUGUAUUUGAGGCAUUGACUCUAAUAUACAAAUGUUAUUUUUGUCACAUUUUUAUCUAUGAAAUUGUGUCCUGUGAAAAGAUGAGAA
Messenger RNA from Sorex fumeus (smoky shrew), 4508 nucleotides. It is a transcript of the gene FYB1, whose product is annotated as FYN binding protein 1. The transcript has 18 exons. Gene Ontology annotation, molecular function: protein binding; lipid binding. Gene Ontology annotation, cellular component: plasma membrane. Gene Ontology annotation, biological process: integrin-mediated signaling pathway; T cell receptor signaling pathway; protein localization to plasma membrane. The record is from RefSeq and is a predicted model, not a curated record. Lineage: Eukaryota; Metazoa; Chordata; Mammalia; Eulipotyphla; Soricidae. Bases 22 to 2466 code for a protein of 814 amino acids.